ACAAAGAUCUGUACAAGGAAGUCAUGAUGGAGGAUCACCAAUCUCUCACAUCACCAGUUAAGGAAGAGAGAAGAACACCGGAGAUAUGUCCCAGUCUUCUUCUUCCACAGGAUGGUUCAGAACAACAUCACAAUGUCCCACAGGAUGAUCAGCUUGUGAAUUCGGGUGAAGAUCUGAACAUUAUAUAUGUUACAGAGACACAUGAGAUGGAUGAUGAGCAGAGUAUAGAGGACAUUCCUACAGAUAACCACCCAGAUGACUGUACCAGGAGCUCAGAGGAACAUCUGAUAUCUUCAGAUUUUAAAGCUGAUGAUUGUGGCAUCAAAGAAGAUACAUAUGAAGCCCUUCACACCAAAAAAAAAUCGGAAUCUUUUAAACAGGUUGUUUCUCCUGGUUCAUCACAGACUGUAAAGCAAAAUAAACGUUACCGAGGAUUUGUUGAACAUCAAAAUGCUCACGCAAGGGAGACGCCAUUGUCAUGUUCAGAAUGUAGAAACUGCUUUAGCCACAAAUCAGAUCUUGUUAUACAUCAAAGGAGUGGUGCCAGGAAGAGAACAGUUUGUUUAGAAUGUGGAAAAUCUUUUAACCAGAAAUCAGCUCUUGUUGUACAUCAGAGAACACACACAGGGGAGAAGCCAUAUUCAUGUUCCGAAUGUGGGAAACAUUUCACCCAGAAAACAGGUCUGAUUAGGCAUCGUGUGACUCACACAGGCGAGAAGCCAUUUUUAUGCCCGGAAUGUGGUAAAUAUUUUACGCAGAAAUCAAAUCUUGUCAUCCAUCAAAAAGCUCACACAGGGGAGAAGCCAUAUUCAUGUCCAGAAUGUGGGAAAUUUUUUAACAAAAAAUCUGUUCUUAUUACACAUCAGAAAAUUCACACAGGGGAGAAGCCAUUUUCUUGUCCCGAAUGUGAGAAACGGUUUCCAGAUAAAACGCAUCUCUUUAAACAUCUAAAAACUCACACAAGGGAGAAGCCAUUUUCAUGUCCAAAAUGUUGGAAAUGUUAUUCUCAGAAAUCUGACCUUGUUAAACAUCAGAGGAGUCACAAAGGGGAGAAGCCAUUUUGAUGUCCUGAAUGUGGAAAGUGUUGUCCGCUGUAAUUGCACAUGAAAAGGUAUCUUCUUAAAGGGAAUCUGCCAGUACAUACCUUGAAAUAAAUCCAACUGACAUGGGAGAUGUGUGUUGAGCAGCUGAAUCUAACUCAAAGGAUGAGACAAAGGCAAAGUCAAACAUGCAACAGGUCAGGGCAGGCGGCACAGGUACAGGUCAGGCAAUCCGGAUCGGCAACAGGAGAUUCAAGGCAAGCAGGCAGGGAAUACAAGCAGAAAGGAACCUUA
Messenger RNA from Bufo gargarizans (Asiatic toad), 1334 nucleotides. Its product is annotated as zinc finger protein OZF-like. Bases 24 to 1064 code for a protein of 346 amino acids. NCBI's taxonomy places the organism in Eukaryota, Metazoa, Chordata, Amphibia, Anura, Bufonidae. The transcript has 4 exons. The record is from RefSeq and is a predicted model, not a curated record.